UAAUACUGCUAUUACUAUCGCGGGGAUUUCUGUAAUUGUCGGAGUUAUUUGGAAGAUAUCAGCAGAAAAAGAGUGGCGACAUAACAAACCUAAUCGAUGGAUUCCCUCGAUGAUGUGGUCAAGACAAUUUAAAGACGGUGAAUAUAAAGAUCUUAAAUUUGAUUCUCCGGAAAAAUAA
Molecule: messenger RNA, 178 nt
Organism: Racocetra persica
Lineage: Eukaryota; Fungi; Glomeromycota; Glomeromycetes; Diversisporales; Gigasporaceae
Source: the annotation of a GenBank genome assembly